Lipotes vexillifer (Yangtze River dolphin) is the source of this 1674-nucleotide messenger RNA. RefSeq names its product Ras and Rab interactor like (gene RINL). Gene Ontology annotation, cellular component: cytosol; endocytic vesicle. The coding region runs from base 1 to 1674 and encodes 557 amino acids. The record is from RefSeq and is a predicted model, not a curated record. The transcript has 11 exons. Gene Ontology annotation, biological process: vesicle-mediated transport. Gene Ontology annotation, molecular function: guanyl-nucleotide exchange factor activity; small GTPase binding. NCBI's taxonomy places the organism in Eukaryota, Metazoa, Chordata, Mammalia, Artiodactyla, Lipotidae.
AUGGCACAGCCAGAGGACAAGGCCUCAGCAGGCCCCACCGAUGGGGAGAGACUAAUCCCAUCACAGGCGAAUGGAGCAGGUGAGACCCCCUUAAGAGUCCUUGGGACCCCAGAGCCACUCAUUCGCCUUCAGAGGACAUGGGGGGUGUGGCAGAUCCCAGAGCUGGAUGCCCAGGAUGCAAAAGCCCUUCUGGAGCUGUGGCCACCAGGGAGUUUCCUGGUCAUAGGACAUGAUCCCAGACAGGUCCUUGUGUUGAGGACAGGACCUUCACCAGGGGAAAUCGACACCUACCAGAUCCUGAAGCUUCCUGGAGGUGUGUCUCUGGAGUCCUCUAACCUCUGGAUGUCAGACCUGCCCCAUCUCCUGGCCUUCCUAUCAGCCAGCAGGGAUGUUUUGCCCAGAACACUGCUCUUACCCCCUCCCACUCUAGGGCCUGGAGACCAAAACACAGAUCCUCCGCAGAUUGGCAGCAUCCAACUCAACACCUCAGGGAGGGUGUUCUUUGUGGUGAACAAACUCUACCUGGAGACCCACAGAGGGUGGGAGAUGGAGCAGACGCCCCCAGAGACAACUCCAGAGACUGCCGAGAGACAUGGUCCAGCCCCCAGGAACCCAGCCCCUCACCAGGUCUCCUGGGUGGAAGGCCCACUCAGCCCGGAAGUACACCAUCCUAGGCCAGCUCUGGCCAGCCCGGUGGAAGAGAAGGAGGAUGACUACAGAGAUGGAGAAGAGGGAGCUGAGGAUGCGCUCACACGUCACAUCCAGGCUCUAGCCAGGGCCCGGAGCAGCUACGUGGCCAGGCAGUUCCGGGGCUUUCGGGUGCGCCUCACCUCAGAGGCUGAAGGUCCCCACAGGCCUGGGGACCCGGCCACAGAGCUGCUUCAGGAUAUGCGGCACCUCCUUGCUGACCUCCAAGAUCACUUAGCAAAGGACCCCGAUGUCAGGGCUGUCUUUGAGAGCAGGGCUCCCGGGGCCCCCCAGAAGGACGAGGAUCUAGGCCCCGCGGUGGAGGCGGCCCUGUGCCGGGCGGUGCUGGCGCCCCUGAAGCCGGCCCUGUGGACUCGACUCCGCACGCUCCGCGCCCCAGCUCUGCGGCAACUGCGGCGGCGACAGAUAGCCCUGCGGAUGGAGGCGGGGCCUCCGGGAGCUCAGGGGGCGGGGCAUGAGAGGCGGGGCCCCGUCCCCGCCCUGCGAAGCCGCAUCCACGCGCGCCUGGCGCGCCUCCACUCAGCCUGCGACCCACGCCGCAAGGUGUCGCUCCUGCUGGCGGUGUGCAGUGAUGUCUACGAGGGCCUGGCUCGGGACGAAAACCAAGAGCCCCUGGGGGCCGACGCCUUCCUGCCAGCGCUAACAGAGGAACUAAUCUGGAGUCCCGACAUUGGGGAGACUCAGCUCGACGUGGAGUUUCUCAUGGAGCUCUUGGAUCCGGACGAGCUACGGGGAGAGGCCGGGUACUACCUGACCACGUGGUUUGGGGCCCUGUACCACAUUGCCCACUACCAGCCCGACACGGGCCGCGCGCCCCAGGGGCUCAGCUCUGAGGCCCGGGCCUCCCUGCGCCAGUGGCACCGCAGGCGGACGCUGCAUAGACAGAGCCCCACCGAAGCCCAGGCCAAGCUGCCCUUUGAGGAACCAUGGGCAAUAGAGAUUGUGCAAGAGGCCAAUGAUGAUUAG